Molecule: messenger RNA, 2172 nt
Organism: Miniopterus natalensis
Lineage: Eukaryota; Metazoa; Chordata; Mammalia; Chiroptera; Miniopteridae
Source: RefSeq, a predicted model, not a curated record
CGCAGGUGUCCGCAUAAGAUGCCGGCUCGGCGGCGGCGCCCGGCGUCUCCCCCCCAAGAUGGCGUCCAUGCGGGAGAGCGACACGGGCCUGUGGCUGCACAACAAGCUGGGCGCCACGGACGAGCUGUGGGCGCCGCCCAGCAUCGCGUCGCUGCUCACGGCCGCGGUGCUUUUUCUUUUCAACGUGGACAUAUGUUUUCAUGGUGGGAUGGAGCCCGCUCAGGACCGACUCCUCCCCUUCCCCCUGCAGAUGAAGGGUGCCUUGACAGAGAUCAUCCAGCUGGCCACCCUGGACACGGACCCCUGGGUGCUCAUGGUCGCCGACAUCCUCAAGUCCUUUCCAGACACAGGCUCACUUAACCUCGAUCUUGAGGAGCAGAAUCCCAACGUUCAAGAUAUUUUAGGAGAACUCAGAGAAAAGGUGACCGAGUGCGAGGCAUCCGCCAUGCUGCCGCUGGAGUGCCGGUACUUGAACAAGAGCGCCCUGACGACUCUUGCCGGCCCCCUCACACCCCCAGUGAAGCAUUUCCAGCUGAAGAGGAAACCAAAGAGUGCCACACUGAGGGCCGAGCUCCUGCAGAAGUCCACCGAGACCGCCCAGCAGCUGAAGAGGAGCGCGGGGGUGCCUUUCCACGCCAAGGGCCGGGGGCUGCUCCGCAAGAUGGACACUACAACCCCCCUCAAAGGCAUCCCGAAGCAGGCGCCCUUCCGGAGCCCCACAACCCCCAGUGUCUUCAGCCCUGCGGGGAAUCGGACCCCCAUCCCACCUUCGAGGACACCUCUGCGGAAGGAGCGGGGAGUGAAGCUGCUUGACAUUUCUGAGCUGGAUAUGGUCGGUGCUGGCCGAGAAGCAAAGAGAAGGAGGAAGACGUUGGACACGGAAGUGGUGGAAAAGCCAGCCAAGGAGGAGACUGUCAUUGAGAACGCCACCCCCGACUACGCCGCCGGCCUGGUGUCCACACAGAAACUCGGGUCUCUGAACGAGUCUGCGUUGCCCUCCACGAGCUACCUGCCCGCCACACCCAGCGUGGUUCCAGCUUCGUCCUACAUCCCCAGCUCCGAGACCCCACCAGCCCCAUCUUCCCGGGAAGCCAGCCUACAGGCCAGCCGGCCACCCGAGGAGCCCAGCACCCCAAGCCCUGCCCUGCCGGCACAGUUCAAGCAGCGUGCACCCAUGUACAACAGCGGCCUGAGCCCAGCCACGCCCACACCUGCAGCACCCGCCUCACCCCUGACGCCCACCACACCCCCGGCUGUCACCCCUGCUGCCCAGGCACCUCCGGUGGCCUUGGUGGCCCCACAGACCCAGCCUCCAGCCCAGCAGCAGCCCAAGAAGAAUCUGUCCCUCACGAGAGAGCAGAUGUUCGCCGCACAGGAGAUGUUCAAGACGGCCAACAAAGUCACGCGGCCCGAGAAGGCUCUCAUCUUGGGCUUCAUGGCUGGCUCCCGAGAGAACCCAUGCCAGGAGCAGGGCGACGUGAUCCAGAUCAAGCUCAGCGAGCACACGGAGGACCUGCCCAAGUCGGACGGCCAGGGCAGCACCACCAUGCUGGUGGACACGGUGUUCGAGAUGAACUACGCCACGGGCCAGUGGACGCGCUUCAAGAAGUACAAGCCCAUGGCCAACGUGUCCUAGGGGCCGCCCGCCCGCCCGCCUCAGCUGGCCCAACUCGGGCUCCGGCUCCAACUCGCAGCUCAGGCUUCCUGAGCGGCGGCCUCUGCGCUGCCCAGCCACAGCCGGUUCAGCUUUAGAUUCGUUUGUCUGGGGUGUUUUGGACUUACUUUUUAAAUUUUAAUAUGGGUUACUUUUGUGUGAUCUAAGACACUUUUUUGGAUUCAAUAUUACAUUUUUGAAUGUUAAAGUUAACCAAAAAAGCUAUAACUUCCUAAUUAGUGACAGCUCUGCCUGUUAGACUUUUACCUUUUUUAUUUUUCUGAAAUUCCACUGACCACGAGGGAGGGGCUCUCCCCACCCACGAGGUUGAGGGGACCAAAGGUGGUGCCAGGCACGGCUGAGAAUAGGGUGGGGCGGCUGCCAUGGCCAAGCCACACACCACCGCAGGUUUUCUACUUGUCUUUUGUACAGUUGUGAGCAUUUAAGACCAGUCUCUGGGUACCUGUGUUCAUUGUAAGAACUACCUGAGUAAUUAAAGUUUAGCUUUUCUAAAGGAA